Molecule: messenger RNA, 7739 nt
Organism: Nezara viridula (southern green stink bug)
Lineage: Eukaryota; Metazoa; Arthropoda; Insecta; Hemiptera; Pentatomidae
Source: the annotation of a GenBank genome assembly
AUGGGUUUGCGCGUAGAACUAAUCGAGCAAAGCGGACUUGGAGGAUUCCUCGGAAAUGGUAGUCAAGGAAAAGAGGAAAUCAAGAACAUACACCGAUAUGAUGGUGACACUAAACACCAGGAAGAAAUAGCUGAGGACUCCACCAUAGAACCAGCGAGGAGACUACACCGUAUCUUUAAAAAGGAAUUCUUACGAAGUCACUCUUGGUUUGAUCAUCCGAAACCUGAGGCCUAUAGACAUCGGGAGGUAUUACUGUUGUUUGACAAAUGAGAAAGGAAUGGCUAGUGCAACUAUAUAUCUGUAUGAGAUAAAACCAGAAACCUCCACUACACAAAGAACAACAACAGUCAAAAUAACAAAACCCACAACGAAAUUUCCUAGGAUGAAAACCACGCAGAUAACUCAGAUCACUUCUACAUACUUUGGUGACACUAAUGAGAUAUCAGAAUUAGCCGUCGAAGCAGAAAGACGGAGCGGUGGAUCAGGUACCCACUUUAUAUCUCCCGGGCUGGGAACAAUCUUCCUUUCCUUCAUGGGCCAUCUCAUCAGGUGACAUUAAAUAUGUCCCAGACAAUAAGCCGCUCAUGUAUGGGCAGCGAUAUUCACUAAACCGUCUUCAUGGGUUUGAUACUUGAGUUAAUUUAGUUCGUAAGUGUUGUCUAAAAAAAAAAUGAAAAUUUGUAUUUGUAUAUGUAUCAAUUUGUAUUGUAUGUAUAUAUAUUUAUACUCACAUUUGUUGAAAAUGCAAUGAUAAUACCAACAUUGAGUUACCAUUGAUUAUUGACGUAUCCAAUUUAUAUUUAACUUUAAGAGCUUUUAACCUUUACAUAUUAAUAAAUGCUCACAAAUGGAAGUGAACCACUUAUGAUUUUUAAAAAUUCUAUUACGACUAAUUUUCAAACUUGUUUUAAUGGCUAUUGAUUUGUCUAAAAACAUUAUUUAUUAAAUAGACUUAUUCAGGUUAUUGGGUUAUUAAGGAAAAAUCUUAACGAGUGUUAAAAGCUUCUAUCUAUUUAUUGAUUAUCAAGAAACAUUCCAAUUUCGGAGCACUUCUACAUAGAAUUCAGUUCAUUGUUUCAUACUGCAUGUGAGGUUUAAAAUUUAAAUUAGUGGCAAAGAAGCUCAUUCCCCAAUUGAUGUAUGGUGUUUGUUGCGAUUUCUUUUUAACAUGUUAAAACGUAAAUACGUUCGCUUGGAUUCAUGUCGAAGCACCCCUGUUCGUGUUCUCAAUCUGAAACAAUACCAGCUGAAUUUUUCGAUUACUCUAUAUUUCUAUACCAGACCAUUAUUGAAUCUUUUCUAAACAGCUCUAAAACCAGUCAAACACUCCAUUAAAUCACUAGUUUUGCUCAUCCCAUAUCUAAAACAUGGAUCAUGACAAGAGACCGGAUAUUCGUGCCGUGAAAACCCCGAAAAUUGGAAAAUUGCGUACAUAACAUGCAAAAAUCAUAAUUUUUGUUUAAUUUAUAAUAUUAUUAUUUGUUUACCUCUAUGUUAAGAAUUAUAUCAUAUAAAUUGAAAUUAGGUAUAACGUGUAGUAACCUGAGAAAAGUCUAAUUCUAUGUUAAAAUGAACUACGAUUAACAUAUAUCUGUAUGAAAGAAAAACAGCAUACAAAACAUUAAUCACAUAAUUUAAAAAAAACGUGGAUAUUUGAACUGAUGCUUGAUUUUCCAGGUGUAGAUCAAUUUAAAUUUUUAAAAAAAUAGAUGUUGAGUUAAGCUCCUUACUUCUGUUAAUAUGCACAGUUCCUUGAGUAAUCCGGGGGCGUUUUAUCAAAGAACAUUCAACCAAACGAUAACACGUUUUUUACAAAUAAUUUCAUACUAGUUGGUUAGUAAAAUAUGUUUUGGAAGAUGUAGACAUGUUUUGGAACUGCUUACAACAGUACCGUGAGGAUGAUACGCUUUGUAGGUGAGAUGAGAUUUACAACUGUAAAAAUUAAAAAUACAUCCAGUAAAUGUGCACAAGAUAAUAAUACAAUCACAUGAAAAUGCUUGUUGAGAAAGUGCUCAUUAGUAGCACUCUAAUAAUAUAUUUACAUAUGUUGAUCUCGAGGCCAUCUUCUUUUCAGACGCCUUGGAGGGUUAUAAGGUAUGGAAGAGGAAGCAAGGUUUGGAGCAAGAGGAUUCGGAUGAUUUUGAAGCUUUUUAUGGAAGGAUAGUUAUCUGGAUUGGGAUAAGUCGGAAACAUAUGGUACGUUAAGGUCGUUAUGAAUGAUUUUAUUUGUGACAAAGUAAGGAGCAUUGAGGAUUUUACGAAGGAUUUUGAAUUGUAAGGAUUGGAGACGAGAGGAAUUUGAUGGUUUAGUAGAGCCCCAAAGCUCAAAUCCGUAAGUCCAGAUUGGCCUUAAUAUAGUCAUGUAUAUGAGUCUUUUGUAAUAUAUUGAAAGUUUAGAGCGAUUGGAGAGUAAGUGCUGUUAGUCGAAAACGUCGAUCAGUUUCUUGUCGUUUCAGUCUUGUAUGAGGAUUCCAAGUGAGUCGUUUGGCCAGGUGGAGUUCUCGGUAACGGAUUUGUUCAACUGGGAUAAGUGGGGAAUUGUUAAAGGAUCCUGUAGGACAGGAGGUCAUGCAUUAAGUUAUAUUAUUAAAUAUGUUUUCCCCAAUUAUUAUAUUAUUUAUAAUAUAAAAUGUGCGUACUUGGAUAAUAAUUGUAUUACCUCUAUCAAACAAUAAGAGUCUAAAAUAUCUUUUCGUCCCAGAAACAUAACUUGAAAAUGUUAUUUUGAAUAAAAAAAAAUUAAGAACAAAGAAUUUAAAAGCUAUUUCCGUCCUUAUGCAGCCCAUAGGUUGGACACACUUGUUCUUAACUACAAAUCUAAUAUAAUAUACAGGGUGUUUCGUAAUUGCACGGCACUAUAUUAGUUAUGUGUUCAUUAACACAAAAUGAACAAAAAAGUUCAUAUUAACAAACAUAUAAUCAAUGUAAAUAAAUAUUUACAUAUAUGCCUAUGUACAUGUUAUAAAGGAAAUUCGGUUCAUGUAUUUUACUAUAUACUGUUAAAAUUGUAUAUUUUUAAAAGCUCCAAAACGUUCAAUUAGGCCUGAAAACGCCAAAACGUGCAAAAUGAAAUUUAAAUAUGUUAUUCUACAGAUCGUGAAACGGAACGUGUUUGAAGUUAUUACACCAAAGCGAACAAAAUGUGCAAAAACAAGAAAAUCCGCUCUCUAAUCAUGAAAUAUUUGAUUCAUCAUUACAAGAACGGUUCCAAUUCUCAGCAGUACGAUUAAAAUAUCAACAAAGAGAAGUGGUGCUAUCUGUUGUUUUAGUAAAGAAACCAUAAUCACUGAUCUUGCCCUCAAACCAUCUUCAUGGACGCGGUUUCUAACAGUUGAAAUUUAGACCCCAAUUACGUCUUUAGAGCGCUUGUCUAUGUAACCAUUUUGCCUAUUUGAGUUGUUAAAAAUCGGUUCCACUAAAGGGUUGCUUGUCGAACAGUGCCUCCCCAUGAGCAGUAUUUUUUUUUUUCUUUUCUCCUCUUCUUCGGCUUUUCUGCUAUACGGGAUUUUCCCUGGGCCAAAGCAGAAGGUAUGCGGAUCAAUAUGAUUUAGUUAAACGCCACUGACACCGAGACUCAAACUCGUAAUCUUGACAUUAUCAGAUUAUCAGUAGGUUCUCUGGUAUCAUGAUUAAGGCUCUCCUAAUAACUGUUUUUAAAUUCCUUCACUCUAAUACAUUAUUUGAUUCUCACAAGUAAAUCUUCGUAAAGGCAAUUUGAAAAAACUCUCUGGUGGACCGACUUCAUUCAAUCAAACUCUCAGUGCUAAUAAUAACUUCGAUUAAAGCCUAAUCAUAACGGUAUUACUUCAAGACUCCAGAGAAUCUAGAUAAAUGGUAAGAAAAAAAUGUUUAAGGUAUUCUCAAUCCCCAUUCAGCCAGUACUUGCUUAAAUAUGUCCUAUGAAAGUGUUGUCUCUUUGUUACCAAUUAAAAAUAAUAAAAGCUAUAAUUAUUAAGAAGAUUGUUUAUUAAGUGGUAACACACAAACAGUACUUAAAAUUACUCAAACGAGAUUCAUCGAAAAGAAGAUUAUUUGAAUCCAGCUUUAGUUGGCUGUACUUUUGGCUAAGUUCUUAUUUUAAAAAAAACUCCAUGAAUUAUUAGCGAUUUCUUUUUAAUCUGGUUCCUACUGAAAUACUGGUACCCCGAUUUUUGAAAAAAAUUAAAGAUUUAAUAAUCUUUUUCGAAGUCGACAUCGGUUAUCUUAAUGUUUAUUUUAAAAUAAACUGGGAUUACGCGCCAGUUUUGUAAAAAAAAGUUACGCUAUGUGAAAUCUUGUUUACUUAAAUCUUAAGUACUACUAUGUUUUCAAAUAUAAUUACAAUAAAUCAUUAAUUCAUUUUUAACUGUAAGCUGAGAUAUUUUGAACUAAAACAUAUUUCAUUUCUGUUGUUUUGUUUGUUUUUUAUUUUUUGUCAAAAAAUAAAUAUCGCCUAAAGUGCACCAGUGCUUUUUGCAACAUUGACAACUAGUUGAUCUUAACGUAUGAAUAUGAAUGAACGUAUGAAAAUAACGUAUGAAAGUUCAGUACUACAAAAUAAAAAUUAAUUAAAAUAGUAUAAGAAUACUACAUUCCACUAUGACUUGCGGGUUAAUGGUGACUUACUUAAAUAGCAAAACUCGUUAAUUAUCAAUAGCUUGAAGUAAGAUGCAUUAACUGCUAAAUAGUUUACAUCCUUUUUAAGGCCAUUAGCAGUAAUAAAGUAUUUAAAACACCUGAGAAUCCAUUACUGGUCAUGCUUUUAGACACAGACCACCUGAAAGAACCUCACGCAAUAUCGAAUGCAUUGUUAGGACAUUUAUAACUGAAAAUACAUUUAAAAAGUUUAUGUUCCAUACAUUUAUUAAAAAAAUUAUAACAUUGUGAAGACAAAUAUUCUAUAAGCUCCUAAGCCAAUGGUAAAAAAUAAUUAAAUAAUCGCUGAAACUAUUAGGAAUCCUAUUUAAAAGAAAAAAAUUGUACACUGUAUGAUUUUUUUCAUAUAUAUGUAAUUUUAAUGAGGCCAAAGGAAAUAAUCUUAAGUUUUGUCGAAAGUGACAUCCACGGGAAUAAGACCUGAAUAAUAUUAAAGACCACUUAAUUAUAGAAUGAUACACCGAGUUUAAUCAAAAUCGUCAAACCCAUUUUUGAGAAUAUUUUAAAAAUGUGUUUCACCGUUGAUAUAAAGUGGCACUUCCGGUUAUCCGAUUUUAAGGAAAAACUUUUCAUAACAUCUAAGUCAUAUACCUAUUUUAAAUAUGUAAUAUCAGUUUCGUACGACUUUCCGUUUUAGAGCUAUACUGUUCAUACACACACAGACCAUUUUGGACUUGAUUAUUUGAACUCAGGGAAACUCAGAUCCGAAAAUUUUCACGGUCGCAAUACUUUCCCUUAACCCUUAAUAUGCAUCACAUAUAAAGAUAAGUGAAAGUGAAAUAUGAAAUGUAGAAUGCUAAAUUAAAUUAUCGAAAAAUUAAGAAUUCCUAUAUUAGAACAAUUUUCACACAAAUUCAGCUUUCUAGAGUUUGUAUAAAGGCUUUUGACGUUAACAAUAAAGAUUGAAGUGGAUCACAAAGUAUUGAAAUAUGAAAAAUAAGAUAGUAUUAUUCAGAGGACAAAAAACGUCAACACAACAUAUUGGUUCCUUGGCUUGUUUUUAAUUAAAAAUAAUGCUAAUUUAAAAUAUAUUAGGUCUACAGUGUCUGCAAAGUUAAAUCAGUUCACAAUUAAGAAGAUAAAAACACUUUUAAAUUAAAAUAUUUAAGAUUUUUAAUAAACAUUUGGUUUGUUAAAAGACAUUUUCUUAUCAUUGUAUUCAUACCAGAAUCCUCAUACCAGAAUGCUCAUGAGUAGAAUGUUUACAAAAGAGUAGAAAAAGUAAUUACUCCUAUAAAUUACAUGUACUCUUAUAAAUGUGAUAGAGAAAAAUAAAUUUACUCCAACUUUCCUAAAAUUCCUGAAAAACGUUUAGUUUAGAUUUUUCUGUUAUUUAAAAUUUGAUAUUUGUCCAGAAAUAAAAGUCUUAUCCAGUUUAUAUAGAGUUUUCUCAUAUUUCCUAUUCCAUAAUUAGAAUAGGGAUAUUUUUCACUAUUGGAAGGGCUGGCCUCAUUAUAAAAUAUUGUGGGAGGAUGAAGACAAUGCCUUUCAAUCCCACACCGUCCUGCUACUACCUACCCAACACCCAACCUAGUCUUCUUUUCUCCUGUUAUGAUCCAAGAGCAAACAUGUAAUCAUUAGCUAAUGAUUUAUGCAAAUAUUGACGAUGUUUAUUACAUCACAUUAAUUGUCGAUAUUCAUAUGAGGUGGAAACGUUUUUUUUUUUAAUUAGAAAAAACAAACAAAACUGUAUAGAAUAAAAAAUAACAGCAAGUAAAAGUUUUGAAUAGCAUGUCACCUUAUUAUUUUGUUAUUGUUCCUUGUUAUUUUGUUACUGCACCUUGUUAUUUUGUACUGCUCAUCCAUUCCAUGGUUCGUUCAUGAUGUUUGGUGGGAUUUAAUAAUAAAUAACUAGCUCAUUAAAGCUAAUAGUAAUUUGCCAAUCUCAGUGAUGAUCAUAUAAUCAAUAUUAUAAAAUAUAAACAAUGACCACUAACACUCAUGUCAGUUGAGGAAUUAUUUUAGAAAUUUUUUUUUUAAAUUUGAUAUAGAAUGUAAUUCAUAAACAACACAUAUAAAAUUGGGAUUACAUUUUUCAAAUGGAAAAAAAAAAUUAUAUUUCAUAAAAUCUCUACCUUUGAAAGAAAUUAUACUGAUAUUGUCUUACUUUAUGGAUCAUACAACCUUGGGAAGGUCCAGUACACCUAAUCCAGUAUUUAUUUAGUACAUAAAUAACACUUAAAGUUAAGAUAUUAAAAAAAAAAAGCAAGUAAUGUUUUUCAUUGCAAGUUUCAAUUACAGAUUUGUUUAAAAAUAGGAUCAAUUAAUCAAUUAGUUUAUGAUUUAUCUUUUUUAAUAAUAAUUUCAAAGAACAAGUAUUAAAGACAUCUUGAGAAAAACAACCUAACAGGAAUGUGAAUUUUGCAGUAUGAAAACAUAAAAUAUGAUUUCUAAGCUCAAGUAUCACUCCAUCAAUGUGCAUUGCUCAUUGUACAAUGUAAAAAGAAGUUAAAUGUUUAGAUUAGAUGAAAUUUAUGUUUAAAUGUAUUUUAUUUAAUAAAUAUAUGUAUUCAAUAUUACCUAACAUGCAAUAGGACAUUGAAAUUAGUUUAAAAAUAUGUGUAUGUAUCAUUUAAUCAUGCCAAAAAAUAUUGUAUACUCGUUGAUGUUAAUAGCAUGUAAGUCACUUCUAAAUUAAUCCAUGUAAUCAAUGAAUAUGUUACAGUUUAAACAGACAAAUAAAGUUUUUUUUUUUGCUACAAUCUAAAUUCAGCUAAAAUUUAAAUUACUAUGUGUAGGAGUUAGUAAUGUAUUGUUGCAUGAUCCAAGAUGUUAUUAUAUUAAAGGUGUGAUGGAUAUUCUUGUAGUAAUAUCAAUCUUUGUUUAUCAAUGGGUCAGGAAUAAUUAAAUUAUCAAAAAUAACUGAUGUUAAAUGGAGGAACUAUACCCCAUUUUCAGUUCAAUCAGUGUUAUUGUUAAUGGAAUGGAAUACAAUUUUGGUAAUAUAAUUAAGUAUGUAAAAUGUAAUUAUUUUUUUAAAAGUGAAUUUCACAAGUCUGUAUAGAAUUAAGAAUGGAAAUAUAAACGUUAUUUGUAAAUAGGCUUAAUAUUUGUUAUCUCUUAUUUUGAAUAAAACAUAUUUCCUGUAAAUAAACUAUGUCAAU